CAUCCUGUUCACGUCAGAGUAGUCACAGAGGAAGAACAAUGGUUCCUUUACUGCUGUUACUGCUGCUGCCUGAAUCACUUGCUGACCAAAUUUGUUUCAACAUUUCAAACAGCAACAUUAACAUUACCCUACCAGAUGGUAACAUCGUUGAAAACCAGGCUAUGGGUGUGAACUGCAAGGUUGAUGGACAGCCCUGCAUCUUUCAGUGCACAUUCAGCAAUCAGACAUGGUUCAAUGGAUCAUCUGGUUGCUUAGACACCAAAGUGACAACGUUUAUUGACAAGAAUAUAUAUAACAUAGAACCAUAUAGCAAUUGCACCCAAUACUUUUGCAAGCAGAGCUCCAUCUCAUCACUGAUUACACCUCUGGAUAGUCUCACCGCUGACCAGAGGGAAAUGAUGCAACUCUUCUACAUAAGGGAUUCCUGUGCAGAGCUCUUCAGUACCAGCCAUCAAGUCAAGAAGGACUUUAUAAAUGCAGAAAGACAGAUAAUCCAUAACAUCAUGGGAACAUCCCGGCUUGAGAAUGGAGGCUCCAAAAAAUACAACCUGAGGGUGUUGUCUCUGAAUGUGGUUAACAUCAGUGAUGCUGAACUCAACUCUACAGAACCUAAGAUCCAGAUAGAUGCUCCACAGCUGCUGCAUGAGAAUGCAUCAUUUGUCCCUGACAUUUGGCUGCCGGUGAAUGACCUGCACAACAUCCCUAAGAAGGAUAGGAUUAUUGGUUUGGUCAGCUACAUGCAGCACAACCAGUUCCAAUUCAAACAGGAGAAUAUCUCAUCGAUGGUCCUCAGGAUUGAACUACUUGGGGAGCCCCUUAAAAAUCUGAAAACGCCAAUCCAGAUGAUUUUUAGAGUUUCUACACAUGUACAUAUGGAUAAUGACUCAAGGUUACAGUGUUGCUAUUUUGAUGAAGGCGAAUGGCUCUGGAAAACUAAUGGAUGUGAGACAAACAACACUAACCAAACUGACAUUAUUUGCAACUGCAACCAUGCAACACCCUUUGCAGUUCUAUUGAUAAGAAACUCAAUUGCAGAAGACCACUGGAAAAUACUGUCAUACCUCAGUUACAUAGGUUGCAGCCUGUCUGCUUUCUUCACUGCUUUGUCCCUCGUGUUGUACGUCUUCAGUCGAAACCACAGAAUGGAUUACUCCAUUUCUAUUCAUGUAUCUCUGAGCGGGGCCUUGUUUAUGCUCAAUAUAACCUUCCUGCUGACUGAGUGGGGGGCCACGGUGGAGCCAGACUGGGUGUGUGUAUUUGUCGCAGCUGUCAUGCACUACUCCUUGCUCUGCUGCUUCACCUGGAUGGCUAUUGAGGCACUUCACCUCUAUCUACUGCUAAUAAAGGUGUUUAACACCUACUACAAACACUACAUGGUCAAACUGUCUCUUGCUGGAUGGGGGAUCCCUGGUGUAAUCGUGGCAGUCUCUGCAGGAUUGCAGGACUUCAGACAGUUUUAUGGAGUUACACAAACAACCAUGGCCAAUACUAACCAAACGAAUGCUAUCUGCUGGAUCAAAGAUGACUCCUUCUUCUACGCCUUGAACCUGGUGUAUUUCACCCUCAUAUUCAUCUUCAACUCUGGCAUAUUGAUGGCAGUGGCCUCGAGCAUCUGUAAGAUGAAACAAGUGCUCAGGAACAGCUUGAACCUUGGACGAGAGACUGAGGGAAAGACUCACAGCAACUCACAGAGGUUCAGUGACUCCUGCAGGAAUAGCCUCACUGUGGUGGCUCUUACCUGCCUGAUGGGGACCACCUGGGGCCUGGCCUUCCUGGGCUCAGGAUAUGUCAACUACCCCAUCCUCUACCUUUUCUGUAUCCUCAACUCCACACAAGGUUUCUUUAUCUUCCUGUGGGUCUGUCUAUCAGUCAAGAAGCAGAGGAAGAGAGACAUGGAGGACAGAUUGAGUUCAACUCCAGUGAAGACUUCAGGAGUCAAAUCUGACUAGACCUCCUUUCCUGUGAUUGCAAACCUCCCAUGUAAUCCCAUGUACCCAUAGCAGUAGAAACUACUGCAUAUAACCCCGUCAACAUUAACUGUAAACUUUUAAUCAAACUUUUUAAAACAUUUUCUAUAAAAUGCUAUAAAAGUGAAGUUAUUUCCUCUGCUAACUUACUGCAAAAUAUUAUGCAUGUGUUUUUUGGAUAAAAUUUUAAUUAAUCAAUAUGGGAGACUGAUCUAGUUUUAAUUAAAUGCACAGUAUGUGUCUUUUGCCAUUAGGGGUCCCUCAAGCUAACAAAAGGGAGGAGUUGUAUUCUUCACCACCAUCACUGUAAGCUCCUCCUGGUUAGAAUUCCUUCUGCGUCAGUGGUUCAGGAGGUUUUUACCAGCAGCUGAAUUAUCCACUAGACCCGGUGAUUACUAUAAAAGCAUACUAUUGAAUCCUUGCUUUGGUUACUAAGUAUUAAAAGA
Molecule: messenger RNA, 2413 nt
Organism: Seriola dumerili (greater amberjack)
Lineage: Eukaryota; Metazoa; Chordata; Actinopteri; Carangiformes; Carangidae
Product: adhesion G-protein coupled receptor G2-like
Exons: 14
Coding region: 39-1949 (636 amino acids)
Biological process (GO): cell surface receptor signaling pathway; adenylate cyclase-activating G protein-coupled receptor signaling pathway
Cellular component (GO): membrane
Molecular function (GO): G protein-coupled receptor activity
Source: RefSeq, a predicted model, not a curated record